Molecule: messenger RNA, 787 nt
Organism: Haliotis rufescens (red abalone)
Lineage: Eukaryota; Metazoa; Mollusca; Gastropoda; Lepetellida; Haliotidae
Product: small cardioactive peptides-like
Exons: 5
Coding region: 103-567 (154 amino acids)
Source: RefSeq, a predicted model, not a curated record
CGUUGUAGUAUAUUUGGUCCGACUGGUCUCUAUCUCGAUCAUUUCAGUUGCAAGUUUGACUUCCAGGACGUUUAGAAAGAAACCACAGCCUGUCCUACCAUAAUGGAAGCCUCUGCUAUUAGACUUAGUAUUGGCUUGGUGGUCAUCCUUGUUGUUGGAUCAGAGGCGAUGAACUAUUUGGCUUUCCCAAGGAUGGGCCGUUCACUUCUUCAGUUUCGCAGUAAAGAUGGACUUCCGUUUCCCAUGCCCCGGAAACGAUUGCAAUCGGAUGGUCGAUCGGGUUAUUUAGCAUUCCCUAGAAUGGGACGGGCGGGCCAACAGACCGCAGGAAGUGACGAAUGUUGCACGAUGGGACUAAAAAACGAGUGGGUCGUUGGCGACGACGGGAAGGCGGAAGUGAGGAAUAUAUGUCAAGCCGGAAAGGUCUGCUGCUCUGGAUUGAAAGAAACAGUUGACAGGAAAUUUGACGACGGAGUUUUUUAUUCUAUGUGUUUGCCAGAGUGUUACAAACCCCAGACAGUGAAUAAAAGUGUUCUGGGAAAACUGAAACGCUUAUUACAGCAAUGACAAGUGAAAUUGUGAGAACAUUUCCGAAAAAAAUACUUUCAUGUGAUAUUUCUGUUUUCAAAGACAUGUGCCCUCAGUACGCCUCGUUUCCAUUUCAUCUCACUUCCGGUCCAUAACAACAUCGAGCUCUCCUCUUCAAAAAGAAAUGUACAAAGGUUUGGCAGAUUUCCGUGAUCUUUUGUACCUCUGAAAUUGCUGAAUAAAAAUGUAUGUUAAAUUA